Camelina sativa (false flax) is the source of this 1302-nucleotide messenger RNA. Its product is annotated as SPX domain-containing protein 4-like. Gene Ontology annotation, biological process: cellular response to phosphate starvation. NCBI's taxonomy places the organism in Eukaryota, Viridiplantae, Streptophyta, Magnoliopsida, Brassicales, Brassicaceae. The record is from RefSeq and is a predicted model, not a curated record.
CUGUAAAAAGAUUCCUCUCUUUUUAUCAUCUCUCUCUCUCUCCCUUCGUUCUUAUCCAGCUCUGCACCACCAUCGCAAUCUCCAUAAGCUCUCUCUGUCUCUCUCAGAUCCAAACUACAUGAAAUUCGGGAAAGAGUUUCGUACUCACCUCGAAGAGACUUUGCCAGAGUGGAGAGACAAGUUCCUUUGCUAUAAGCCUUUGAAAAAGCUUCUCAAAUAUUACCCCGAUCUCCCUCCCUCUGAUUCCCAUCUCCUCGAUUCUUCUUCCCGCCCCGUCUUUGCUGAUACUACUAACAUCUCUUCCGCUGACCACGACCACGACGAAGACGACGACGUUCUGGUUCUUCCCGCCGGCGUCGUCAGGCCUACCGAGGAUCUCCAGGGCUCGUUUGUCAGGAUUCUCAACGAGGAGCUUGAGAAAUUUAAUGAUUUUUACGUCGAUAAGGAAGAAGAUUUCGUUAUCAGAUUACAGGAGCUCAAGGAAAGAAUCGAGCUAGUUAAGGAGAAGAACAGUAGGAAUGGGGACUUCGCUUCAGAAAGCGAGUUUAGUGAAGAAAUGAUGGGUAUUCGCAGAGACCUUGUCACCAUUCAUGGCGAGAUGGUCCUCUUAAAAAACUACAGCUCUCUUAAUUUUGCAGGACUCGUCAAAAUUUUGAAGAAGUAUGAUAAAAGAACAGGUGGACUUCUACGUUUGCCUUUCACACAGUUUGUUCUCCAUCAACCCUUCUUUACUACAGAGCCACUUACUAGGUUAGUCCGUGAAUGUGAGGCCAAUCUUGAGCUUCUCUUUCCCUCUGAAGCAGAAGUUGUUGAGUCCUCCAGCACAGCGCAAGCACAAUCAAGCUCACAUCAGAAUCAAUCCCCAAGAAUCUCUGCCGAGACUUCCUCAACCCUCGGCGAUGAAAAUCUUGAUAUCUAUAAGAGUACACUCGCUGCUAUGAGAGCUAUCAAAGGUUUACAAAAGGCUAGCUCCACUUACAACCCCUUAUCAUUCUCAUCGCUUCUUCAGAACGAGGAUGAUGAGACGGUAACAGCUGAAAACUCUCCGAACUCUGGGAACAAAGGUGAUUCAGAUAAGGAAGACACUGGACCUUCCCGCUGAUCAGCAGUGGUCACAAUAGAAUAAUGCUCCUUUUUGGGUCAUGAUUUUGAGAUUUUUUUGCUACUUGAUACCACCCUAACUUUUUCAUAAAUUAACACAUUUUUACGUCUUCACCUUUGCAGAGCAAAGCUUCUGUUUGAAUUUGAAUUGUAGUACAGUCGUUUUAUAGAUUUUCUAAGAAAAAUUUCUUCAUUGCUCAA